Molecule: messenger RNA, 855 nt
Organism: Orbilia oligospora ATCC 24927
Lineage: Eukaryota; Fungi; Ascomycota; Orbiliomycetes; Orbiliales; Orbiliaceae
Exons: 2
Coding region: 1-855 (284 amino acids)
Biological process (GO): protein polyubiquitination; protein monoubiquitination
Molecular function (GO): ubiquitin protein ligase activity
Source: RefSeq, a predicted model, not a curated record
AUGGCAGCAACUGCUUCCGCCGCACAUGGAUUAUCACCGGACAAACGACUAAAGUCUACUGAAAAUGUAGAGUCGGAUGGUAUAUCUGUAUCUUCGGAUAUCAAGCGAAACCUUGAAAGUUGCUGUAUAUGCCUAGCAACUGUUAGCUCUACGACUCGCGCAGUCGCCACACCCUGCCUGCACGCCUGCUUCGACUUUUCGUGCCUUGUAACAUGGUUAGAAGGGGCACAAAGUACCUGUCCGGUGUGUAAGCAGGAAGUUGAAAGUGUCAAAUACAAUUUCGAUGCAAAAGGGACUGGAUUUCAGAAGUCCUCGGAAACUUCAAACCCCUCGAAACCCUCAAUAUCCCGAAACUCACAUCGCCGUGUUGAAAUCCGGCGACUUAAUUAUGCUUCAUCUAACUCCUCUUCACUUGGAGGUUUAGCGGACGACAUACCUCGCCGUCGCUUUGUCUAUAAACAUCGCCUUAGAAGCUUACACAUUGGUUCCAACCCUUCAUCUCGCUUCAAAACAUUUACACCUGCCAUGGUCCGUUCGUCACCAACACUAGUCUCGAAAGCCAAAUCCUUCAUUCGUCGCGAAUUAGAAGUAUUUGAUUGGACGGAAGGGAAUAGAGAGUGGCUGGUGGAAUAUAUUGUGGGGAUAUUAAAGACUGUGCGACUUAAGGAUGCGAGUGGAAAGGCAGAAGAUCUCAUAGAGGAAUUUCUGGGGAGGGAGUUCGCCGGGGUGUUUUUGCAUGAGUUGGAUGCGUUUUUGAGGAGUCCGUUUGGUAGGGUUAGAGAGUGGGAUCGUUGGGCGAAGUACGAAGUUGAGAUUCCGAAGGAUUUGGGGGAGGUUCGGCUUGAUGAAGGGUGA